UCAACAAAAUACCAUAUAGUUAACUAAUUAAUAUACCAUAUAUAGUAUACAUCUUGUGAUUUAAUCUGCUAAAUCAUAAUGAUGGCAACAAUAAAAGUACACGGAAGCCCCUACUCAACGGCAACAAUGCGGGUUACUGCAACUCUUUGUGAAAAACAGCUUGAAUUUGAGUUACUUUACAUUAACGUAAGGAAUGGUGAUCACAAAAAGGAACCUUUCUUAUCACACAAUCCAUUUGGUCAAGUUCCUGCAUUUGAAGAUGGAGAUUUAAAGCUCUUUGAAUCAAGAGCAAUAACACAAUAUAUUAAUCAUGAGUAUGCUGAUAAAGGAACUAAGUUAACAAUCAGUGAAUCCAAGAAAAUGGCAAUAAUGUGGAUGUGGUCAGAAGUGGAGAGCCUACACUUUGAUCAAGCAGCAUCAAAACUUGUUUGGGAACUUGGGAUAAAACCUUUAUUUGGAGCACCUUUGGAUCCAAAAAUUGUGGAAGAGAAUGAAGCUAAGUUGGAUAGUAUUCUUAGUGUGUAUGAGAAAAGAUUGUCUGAAUCCAAAUACUUGGGAGGUGAAUGUUUCACCUUGGUAGAUUUGCAUCACUUACCCUCACUUCAUUAUUUGAUGAAGUCACAGAUUAAGAAGUUGUUUGAAUCAAGACCCUAUGUUAGUGCUUGGGUGGCUGAUAUUACUGCAAGACCAGCUUGGGCUAAAGUCAUAGCAAUGAUACCUAAUUAAGCAAUUUAUGGAUCUUUUUUGUGUGUUAUUUUGUAUGGUAAAAUUGUUUUUAUUGAUUUUUCAAGUGUACCGUAAUAGCAAUAAUAAAUAAUGUUCUUGUUUGUUUUGUUAUGGCAAUUAUAGUCUUUU
Messenger RNA from Trifolium pratense (red clover), 855 nucleotides. Its product is annotated as glutathione S-transferase APIC-like. The record is from RefSeq and is a predicted model, not a curated record. Gene Ontology annotation, molecular function: glutathione transferase activity; glutathione binding. The coding region runs from base 79 to 726 and encodes 215 amino acids. The transcript has 3 exons. Lineage: Eukaryota; Viridiplantae; Streptophyta; Magnoliopsida; Fabales; Fabaceae. Gene Ontology annotation, cellular component: cytoplasm.